Molecule: messenger RNA, 1619 nt
Organism: Hippocampus comes (tiger tail seahorse)
Lineage: Eukaryota; Metazoa; Chordata; Actinopteri; Syngnathiformes; Syngnathidae
Product: zinc finger protein 239-like
Exons: 2
Coding region: 279-1391 (370 amino acids)
Biological process (GO): regulation of transcription by RNA polymerase II
Molecular function (GO): DNA-binding transcription factor activity, RNA polymerase II-specific; RNA polymerase II cis-regulatory region sequence-specific DNA binding
Source: RefSeq, a predicted model, not a curated record
UGUCCAAGGGGAGGCGCCGUACUCGUCGGCGGGAGCUGUCGCAACUGGCGCUAGUCGCGCGCACUUCACCUCGUACGCGUGUCGCUUCUGUGCUGAGCGAAGCCUGGCUACCGGACGGCACACGCCUCGCUACUGUUUUGGAGCGAACGAUCACUCGUGAAAUCCUCGUGUGCGGUCAAACUGGCGUCCGUGCACGUUGAAGAUUCUCGGCCUUGCUUAGCUUUUCUGAGCUAGCCGCAAACAAAAGGGACGCGCUUGCUGCCAACCAACUCCUCGACAUGGGUGAAAAAUACCUCAGCCGUGAGCAGCAGGAGCCGCGGUUGCCUGGCAUUAAAGACGAGGCGUCCGAGCAUCUUUGCAUUCGAGAGGAACAGCAGAUGCAGCUCUCCAACAUCGAAAAGGAGGAGGAAGAGCAGGUAGAUGACAUCAUAGCGUUGACGUCGACUGGUGUCCCAUUGAAGAGCGAAGAUGACGGUCAUUAUGAGAAUGGAGGGGCAGAGCCUCUGAGCGGCUGCCCAAGGCAACACUUGACAACCGAAGGUGAUGGCGACCUCUGUGGAGGAUCGCAAGCAGACGGCCUGUUAGCACCGUGGUCGCAGAGCGACGACACCUCGCAGUCUCUGUGCACUGAUGAUGAUGAGGAGGAGGAUGACGAUGACCAAAUGACACGGCGCACCGACAACAAACGCUGGAAAUGUUCUCGGUGUGGAAAAACGUUUGUGUAUAAGUCACUUUUGAAAAGCCACAUGAUAUCCCACACUGGAGAGAAACCUUUUGUCUGCUCAGAUUGCGGUAAGAGAUUCUCUCAUCGGGGCCACUUGAGAACACACGCAAACACACACACUGGUGAGAAACCUUUUGCUUGCUCAGUAUGUGGCCAAAGAUUUUCUCAGAAUGGAAACUUAAGGACACAUAUCAGAAAGCACACUGGAGAGAAGCCUUUUGGCUGCUCAGUUUGUGGCCAACGCUUCUCUACACAGGUGAGCUUAAAAACACACACAAGAACCCACACUGGUGAAAAACCAUUUGCCUGCUUAGUUUGCAAUCAAAGAUUCUCGGAAAGGGCAAACUUGAGGUCACACACAAGGACGCACACUGGAGAGAAGCCUUUUGCCUGUGCAAUAUGCGGUCAGGGAUUCUCUCAGAAGGGAAGCUUAACAAUACAUACAAGAACCCACACUGGUGAGAAACCGUUUGCCUGCUCAGUUUGCGGUCAAAGAUUCUCUGAAAAGGGAACCUUGAUCAAACACGCGAGAACGCACAGUGGAGAGAAACCUUUUGCCUGCUCAAUUUGUGGUCAAUGUUUCUCUCAGAGGGGGAACUUAAAAGUACACACAAGAACCCACACUGGUGAGAGUGCGCAAAGAUUUUACAACAGGGAACGUUUAUAAGAAUGUGUUGGUGAGUAACAGAAGAAGCCUAUCACGAAAUAUCAAUCUUGAAAGUAGUUUCUCAGACAUUGAUUGUCAGAUGUCCUGUUUGAGGGAGUUUCCUGAAAGCCUGUUGUGCGCAGUAAUGAGAAGUGGCACAAGUGCAAAAGCAGAAAAGAAAGAAAGAAAUAAUCUGCUUUGUCUGAAGUUGUGACCGAAGUUUAGCACGUGUCCAUGACAUGAGGAAAA